Messenger RNA from Trachemys scripta elegans, 2605 nucleotides. RefSeq names its product solute carrier family 16 member 4 (gene SLC16A4). NCBI's taxonomy places the organism in Eukaryota, Metazoa, Chordata, Testudines, Emydidae. The record is from RefSeq and is a predicted model, not a curated record. Gene Ontology annotation, molecular function: monocarboxylic acid transmembrane transporter activity. Gene Ontology annotation, biological process: monocarboxylic acid transport; transmembrane transport.
AUAAAGAUCCCUUGCACUUCUCACUGGUCCUCUCUCAAAAACAGGCAAGCUGAUUUUUUUCCUAAGGUAAACAAGCAGAAAGCUUAACUCAUGCAGGUUGCCUUUAUACAUCAAAGAAAGAGACAAACCCCAGUAAGAUUCGUUGUAGGACAACUUUAAUCCCAUCUGGCUAAAAAUACAUACAUUUAUAAAGUUUCCUUGUCUGUUACAAAUGUCUUGGCUUAAAAUUGAAGUUUUAAGUUCAAUGGCACUACUUACAGUGUUUUGCUUCUCCUGUUGUUGUUUUGAUACUGGAAAUGGCAGCUUGACAAAUCCAAUUUCACAUCAUGAUUCUCACAAUUUAACCCCUAAUGAUACUGUUAAAAUAGCAAACACUGCAGGGGAAACAUUGUUUAAAAACUCCCUCCCUUGGUGUUCAAAUAUAUAGGGAAACAUUUGUUUUACGUAUGGUAAAAGCUUACUUACAAAACCUAGAUAUGGGGCCAAAUUCGACCUGACAAUGUCCCAAUUACUAAACCCAUGGAGGUACAAAUAUCUUUACUGCAUGGUUUUAAAUCAGUAUGAGAAAGGUGACUUUAGUUCCUCUUCAGUAUUGAUAGAUAGGUAGUGGUGGUCUCAGAGUGGAUAAUGUCAACAUCACUAUAAAAUACUAGACCCAGUGAUUUUUAGCAUUCCAUUAGCAGGAAAAUGGUGCAACUAUUAGUCCUAAAUCUCAGAGCAAUACAGUCCCUGAUAGGGAUAUGGCCAAAAGGAUCCUUACUUUUCAAACUUCCUGUGUGAUUGUUAAAAGCUGUUCCUCUUGCAUUUGGUACCCUCCAACCUCCUGUAGUGCCAAUGGGGACUAGGAAGUACUCUUACAGCUCUGUUGAUUAUGGUCUCUCGCCAUUAUAGCUUUGACCAAUACCCCAUUUCAAGUCUCUUGUAAGGAAGUGAAAUGUCAAGUUUAAUUUCUCAAGUGAUCAGUCAUAGUUACCAAACAAUGCAUUAAAGUAAAGAGUAUAUUCUUAAACUGUCCAGGAUGCAUUAAGAUCCUUAGUUUCACCACAUAUACUGAGAAAAUCUGUCAACUCUCUGCUAGUAAGGUCUGCCUCCUUUGCUUCGUGGCUUCUUUUAGAAGAAUGAGGCCUGUGUUCUCUAGUGCAGAGAGGAAUUAAGGAACAGACUUAAACGAACUAACUCAGGAGGCUGUAGCUAGUCCCAACAACAAAUGAAGACAGAUUUUCCUUAAUCUUAAGCUAUGCAUCAUCCUGACGGAGAAAGGAAGGGGGCAGAGGCAGAGAAUCAGCCAACAGCAACGAAGGAGGAGGAACAGCAACCCAUACCAGCCCCUGAUGGAGGAUGGGGAUGGAUGAUAGUGCUUCACUUCUUUCUGGUAAAUGUGCUUGUGAUGGGAAUGCUGAAAACCUUUGGAAUUUUCUUUGUGGUCUUUCAAGAAGAGGUGGGAGGCUCUUCAGAACAAAUCAGUUGGAUCGGCUCCAUCAUGUCCUCUCUUCGCUUCUCAGCAGGUCCACUGGUCACUAUAGCCUGUGGGAAGCUGGGGGACCAGCUGACUUCCAUCAUUGGGGCAGGCCUAGUUAGCAGUGGUUGUCUGAUCAGUACACAGGCCACUAGUAUCUCCUUCCUGUGUGUGUCUAUGGGACUUCUAUUGGGGCUGGGCUUUGCUUGCUUGUAUCAAGCAGCUGCUGUGAUGACUGCUAGGUACUUUAAAAAGCGACUGGCUCUAUCCAAUGCACUUGCUCGCUCAGGAAUGGGACUGACAUUUAUACUAGCACCUUUCACUCAACUUCUGAUAGAUUUUUAUGGUUGGCAAGGUACCCUACUGAUCUUUGGAGGAAUCAUGUUAAACCUUGUGCCUUCUAGUAUGUUACUGCAACCUCUUAACAUCAAGAAUUUCCAAGCCUUUUCUGGUAGAAAUGUAGACAGUGGAUCAUUAACACAAAGUAAACAUCCAGCAACUCUUACAAGCCACCUAGAUGAAAUCAGUACCACAGAAAUAGUGUUUAAUACUAGACUGGAUUCUCCUAUGCAAGAUUCCACUGUCACAAACAGGCUCCAGUCAGCUGGAACGUUAGGAUCACUAGUUCCAGUGAACUCUGCUGGUUUGGAAGGGUCUGAGAGAGAAACCUCCAACCGCUACGCUCCUGGUGGAGACAGUGACUGCAGCUGUAACAACCUUCCACUGCAAAAGGAAUGGAAUUCCCAGUCACGGCCAGUUCCCUCGAGGCAGCCUCUUCUUGAUUUCUCACUGCUGAAAGAUCCCUUCUUCUGUAUUUUUGCCUGGUCAUUUUUGUUCAGCCAACUGGCCUACUUCAUUCCUACCUUUCACCUGGCAGCAAGAGCCAAAACCUUGGGCAUAGACAGCAUGGAUGCCUCUUACCUCAUUUCAGUGGCUGGGAUUAUAGAGACAGUCAGCCAAUUGCUUUCUGGCUGGAUCGCUGAUCAGAACUGGAUCAAGAAAUAUUAUUACCAUAAGACUUACCUUAUUCUGUGUGGCAUCACUAACCUGCUGGGUCCUCUUGCCACAUCCUUCCCAUUACUUAUGGUCUACACAGUAAGCUUUGCCAUUUUCUGUGGAGGAUACCUGGCUCUGCUGCUCCCUGUGCUG